CUUCCACCACCAUCACUGAUAUCGCAGCCGUAUCCUCAUCCUCUCUGCCGAUUCACUCACAGUCGGGGUGUUUGAUUGGAGUCUAUCUGCAUAGGGAGUUCUUUUUUGGAAGAUUGGUGUCUACCCACACACCAUCUAGACCUGAAUAGCAUCUUGACCCAUUAUAACAAGAAAGAGAGAGAAGAAAGAAUCAAUGCCUCCCUCCGCGGCCCUGACACCGGGCCUGUCGUCCUAUCUUAAAUCGCUCAAGACCAAUCCGAUCGACACCUCCAUUGAUAAUCUGAUCUCACUUCUCAAGCGGAGACAGAUCCGGCAUUCUCGGUCCUGCGCGACUGCUACGGCUUACCUGCUUCUUCGAGUGAUUUCGGCCUGUAGAACCAGCGAUGCCGGCAAGCUGAUCGAGCGGGUGCAGAGCGUGGGACGGCGGUUGAUCGCCGCUCAACCGCGGGAGAUGGUGGUCGGGAACAUUGUGCGACGGGUUUUGGGUUUGAUUCGUGACGAAGCUGAAGAUGACCGCGAAGGCGAUUUCACCUUGAGUGAGGCGGGCUCCGAAAGCCAGCCGCAGACUCCCCGUGCCGCUGAUGACCCAUCGGUCCAUGAAGGCUCCGAUCGAUCCUUGUCUCGCCCUCCUUUCCCCACCAUCAACACGACUCCGAUUUCUAUGUUCAACCUGCUUUCACACCCGGAGCCCCAGCCGUCUCUCCCGGGGACGCCCGUGUCCGCCUCGCCUUCUGGAAGAUUCCCGCCUUACGCACCGACGAAAGACAUCCGGGCCGAAGUGCUGGAGGGGAUUGGAGAAAUCAUCGAUGAGCUGGGUCAGGUCGAUGACCAGAUUGCGGCGUAUGCGCUCGACCACAUCCAUUCGAACGAGAUCAUCCUCACGCACACUUCAUCCACGACAGUUCAACGGUUCUUGCUCAAGGCCGCCGCCAAGCGAAAGUUCACCGUGAUCCACGCCGAAUCCUACCCCAACAACCACGAGGCCACCCAUGCCACCGUCAGCGGCAAGGAAACGGGCGACGACGAGAUCAUGAGCACCGAAUCGUUCCAGAAACCGCUCAUCGCGCUCGGGAUCACAGUCAUCCUGAUCCCCGACUCGGCCGUCUUUGCGCUGAUGUCGCGCGUCAACAAGGUCAUCCUAGGCACGCACUCGGUUUUGGCCAACGGCGGUCUGGUGGCCGCGGCCGGCACCCGGGUGAUCGCCCGCGCCGCCAAGCUGCAUCAGACGCCCGUGGUGGUUGCCAGCGGUGUCUACAAGCUCAGUCCCGUGUACCCGUUCGACUUUGAGUCGUUGAUCGAAUACGGCGACGCCAGCAAGGUCAUCCCCUACGAGGACGGCGAUCUCGUCGACCAGCUGGACGUGCAAAAUCCGCUGUACGACUAUGUGCCGGCGGAGUUGGUGGAUCUCUACAUUACCAAUUUGGGCGGCCACGCACCAUCAUACCUUUACCGAAUUGUAUCGGACCACUACCGCAAGGAAGACAUUAGCUUCUAAGAUAUGGGAAGAAGAAAAUGAAAUAAAGUUAACAAUAAAAAAAAAAAGGAUAUACCAGCAUAUUCAAACAAAGGGAGAGAGAGAAAAGAAAAAGGAUGCAGAGGUUUGAGAUAACAGUGGACUGGAGUGGCGUAAGGUCUGUCAUCACGCAAUAAAGGAACGAUACCCACGAGGAUCAUGGUAUGAGGAC
This is a messenger RNA of Aspergillus candidus, 1685 nucleotides long. Its product is annotated as translation initiation factor eIF2B subunit beta. NCBI's taxonomy places the organism in Eukaryota, Fungi, Ascomycota, Eurotiomycetes, Eurotiales, Aspergillaceae. The coding region runs from base 194 to 1495 and encodes 433 amino acids. The record is from RefSeq and is a predicted model, not a curated record. Gene Ontology annotation, cellular component: eukaryotic translation initiation factor 2B complex. Gene Ontology annotation, molecular function: translation initiation factor activity; guanyl-nucleotide exchange factor activity. The transcript has 5 exons. Gene Ontology annotation, biological process: translational initiation.